AUGUCCAGGUUGGAGGGGAAAAAACAAAAGGCCUGCAAGCAACAGGAAAGGACAUCAGGGCAGGAGAGUGAGGACAGCGGUGACAAGGAGGGUAAAUCCACCACAAACAGCAAGAAACACAGUUCUAGAAAGAAGUGUGGAAAGCGUGUUGGUGUCAGGGGAAAAGUCACUGAGUCGGAGUCUAUAAAGGCAAUUGCAGAGCAAAGUGCUGAGGGUUCUUUUCGGAAAGAGAACCCACCAGAGAAGGCACAGAACCCCAGGGGAAAGCACAGAGGGAAACAUGGCUUUAAGGAGGCUUCUGGGCAGAAGUCAAGUCCUCAAUCCCAAGGCAGUACAGCACAGGGAAAAGGUGAGAGGACUGGGAAAAAGAAAGUUGAAAAAUAUGCCAGGAUUGUUAUCACUGAAAGUGAAGAAGAAAAUUUCCUGGAAACCUCAGGUAACUCCUGCUCUGACUCCAGCAGUGAAGGCCAUGGGACCCAAGAAACGGGUACAAAAGAGACUGUAGUGGGCAGCACUUCCAGCAGUGAAGAGAAGAGCAGCUCUUCAGAAGAGAAGAGCAGUUCGGAAGAGAAGGGCAGUUCUUCAGAACAGAGGAACAGUUCAGAAGAGAAGAGCAGUUCUUCAGAAGAGAAAGGUAGUUCAGAAGAGAGGAGCAGUUCAGACGAGGAAGAUGGCAACAGUGAGAAAGAAGCCGUGCUCGAAGGUCCUCCUGUGACUGAAGGCAAAGGCUACAAGGAAGUGGUUGAUGAAAGCAAUGAAGCAUCUAUUGAACCUAAAAGGGAGGAGGAAACCACAGGUGGAAAAAUUGAAUCUGAGGAUGAAGACACAAUCCGUGCAGGAUUGGAAGCAGAGGAGAAGAUGAAGAAGCAAGAUGACAUGCCGACACAACCAAAAUGUAUUCUAGCUGAGAACAGUGGGGCAGAUGAUGAGGUAAACAUUUCAGAAUUCCAAGUUAAGAGUCUUAGGAACAGAGAAAAUAAUGAAGUAGACAAGGAAAAUAUACUAGAAAAUGACAGAGUUCAAGAUGUAUGUAAAGAAGGACAUAUAAAUUCUGACAGUGUUGGGGAGAAUAGAACUGAAGAGACCACUGAUGAAGGAAAGGAAAAUGCAACAAAACCACUGCCAAGUGCUGUGAAAGCAAAACUCCAUGUUGGACUUAGCAAAGUACAUCAAGGAUCUGAACAGGAGGAGAUGGUGAACAGUGAAGGCAGUGUGCUGGAAGACAGCCCUUUGCUCUCCAAACAGCAGAGGACUCUGAAGGAGAAGUCUGGGAGGUGUGAGAUCGCAGAACAAGGUGAAGAGGUAGCACAUGGACAGAGGGACAGUUCAUCAGACUGCAGCAAGCAGGAAUUAGCAGCGAUGAUGCUCACAAAGAAAAGUUCUCAAUCCCAAAUCCCUCUCAGUCUGAAAAAGAAGCAUAAAAAUGCUGAGACCAAACUAUUACCAAGCUGUGAACCGAAUCCUGUCCAGAUGGCUUUGGGAACCAACUCAGACCUGAAAAAUGUUGAAAGCAUCUGUUCAAAACCCAUGACUCUAGAAACCCUCAGUAAACAAAAAGAACCUGACAUAGCUCAAAGUUUUGGAGAGAAAAGAUCAAAUACUUCAAGCUGCUCCAUGAUUGUUAAAAAAUCAUCUGAUAAGCAGCUCCUUGGAAAGAAGAAGAAAGUUGGAAAAGUUACUGGAAAAGUUAAACUGAGUUCAGGCCAGACUUCAGAGGCAAAAGAAGAGAAAGCAGAAGAAGUGCUUGCAGAGGCACCUUCCGAAACAGAACAUGGGCAUGAUUGGAAAGGAUCCAAGCACUUGCACACUCAGUCUACUUUUAGAAAAGUCACCAGCUGGCUUGGGCAAAAACCUGCCAAGAAAUCAAGGCUGAAAGCUCGUCUGCUGAGAGUGGCACGUGCAAUUGGGAUUUCAAGAUGGCUCUUGAAGAAAUUUGCGUGGCUGAACGCGGAGCUGCUGCUGCCACGCCUGACCAUCGAGAACCUGAGCAAGUGGGCCAUCUACAGGGACCCACAGCUGGCCAGCAGCCAUGUGAGGAAGGUCUGCAAGGAGCAGUGGGAGGCAGAAGAUGUCGCUGACGACGUGCUAGAGAUGGAGUUCAUGCAGAAACAGGUGUACAGGUGUGAAGACCUCUGUGCAGAAGUUGAGGAGAUUGAAGAUCUAACCAGACUGGAGGAAGUCUCUGAGAGCUCAGUCCUGCUGUGCCUGAAGAAGAGGUUCCACCGCAACCUCAUUUAUACUUACAUUGGGCAAAUUUUGGUUUCUGUGAAUCCUUUCAAAGACCUCAGUAUCUACUCUGAAGAUGUGGCUACCCGACACGUCUUUGCCAUAGCAGAGAUGGCCUACACGCUGUCCCAGUCGUCAGGGCAGGAGCAGUGUGUCAUCAUCAGCUUCCUUACCUCUUGUUCCUCCAGUGGACACAGUGGAUCAGGUAAAACAGAAGCUGCCAAAGCAAUUGUGCAAUACCUGACCCUGCUGUACCAGAGAUCAGACAGCCACAGGAUCAGACAGCCCUGCCAUGUCCUGCCCAUCCUGGAGAGUUUUGGAAAUGCCAGAACCAUCCUCAAUGACAACUCAAGCCGUUUUGGAAAGCUUCUGAACGUCCACCUGCGACAUGGUGUCGUGGUGGGGACUUCCAUCUCCCAGUACCUGCUGGAGAAGUCCCGAGUGGUAUUUCAGGGCAGAGCAUGUGACAUCCUGGGGAAGGAGGACAGUCAGGACUUUCUGGUCUUGGUGCAAGCUCUGGAGGGGAUCUGCCUCUCUGAGGACCAGCUGAACUCCACCUGGGCUGUCCUGGCUGCCAUUCUGCAGCUGGGGAACAUCUGCUUUACCUCCUGCGAGGUGACAUCAUAUGAUCGGAUCUUCACCCCUCUGUCUGUAGAAGGAGCCAUUGAUGCCAGGGACUCCAUUGCCAAGACCCUGUACUAUCUGCUUUUUGAGUGGCUGCUGCUGAGGAUCAACGAGUGGUUGGCUCCCUGGGAAUCAGACUGUGCCGUGGGAAUUGUGGACAUACACGGUUUUGAGGAUCUCGGGUUGAACAGCUUGGAGCAGCUCUGCAUCAACUUUGCCAAUGAGCACCUCCAGCAGUUUUUCAGUCAGACUGUCAUUGCCCAGGAAGAGGAGGAAUACAGCCAAGAGCAGUUAGCUUGGAUUCCUAUUUCCAAGAUGUACAGCGAGUCGUGCCUCGAUUUCCUCACUGCAAAACCCCACGGCAUCUUGUGUAUCCUGGAUGACCAGACAUCACUGACUCAGGCCACAGACCACACUUUCCUCCAAAAGUGUCACUACCAUCAUGGAAACAGCCCCUGGUAUGCCAAGCCCAAGCUGCCCUUGCCAGUGUUCACUGUGAAGCACUAUGCAGGCCCUGUCACCUACCAGGUCCACAAGUUUCUUAAUAAAAACCGUGACCAGCUGCGUCCAGAGGUGCUGGACAUCUUCUCUCAGAGCCGCCUCAAGGUGGUGUCUCAUAUUUUCCAGAAGGCUAAAGCUGCCUAUAGUCAGCAAAGGAAGCUGGGGCCGAGGGGCAAAGGGCUCAAGCCUCAGGCCUCCACACUGGUGUCCAAAUUCCAGCAGUCUUUGCAGGACCUCACAGCCAAGCUGAGAAGGAGCCAUGCCUUCUUCAUUCGGUGCAUCACUCCUAAUCCCAAAAAGCUGUCAAAUAUCUUUGAUGUGGAGUAUGUCACUUGUCAGCUGCGACAUUCUGGGAUACUGGAGGCUAUCCACAUCAGAAAGGAGGGAUACCCCAUCCGUCUUCCAUUCCAGAACUUCCUGGCCAGGUAUGGACUCCUGGCUGGGCGAGGGCUCAGCUGCCUGGAGGAGAGAGAAGGCUGUGCAGCAGUGCUGGCUCGUGUGCUGGGGAACCCCUCGGAGCUCUAUCAGAUUGGAGUAACAAAGGUCUUUCUGAAGGAGAAGGCCAGGCAGCUGCUGGAGCGACGAUGGAUGCAGAGGCAGAGCUGGGCUGUUGUUACUCUGCAGAGGAAAUUCCGGUGCCUCCUUCACCGCAGACGCCUCCGUGUCCUCCAGGAGAAAGUCACAGUCAUUCAGGCUCACUUCCGAGGCUACCAGGCAAGGAAGCGUUACAGGAGGCUGAAGAAGACUUUGGUGCAAUUUAAUACCAUGAUUUUAAUCUCCAGACCUUUGAUUCAAAGGAGGAAGCGCUGCCAGGACGUGGGGCUGCUGGAGAUCCCCGCAGAGCUUGCAGCCCUCGUGCAGUUUGUUGAAGAUCUCUCUCCUGAAGUGAGGCCUUGUGGUCUCAAAGGUGUGAGGCUGUCCCUGCUUGGAGGUCUAAGGCAGCAGGGGUGGGCUGUGUGUCCCUGGAGCCAGGGGCUGGCACAGAGGCAGGGUGAGAUGCCACGUGUGGCUGGGUGUGUUCUGUCUCCCACCUGCCACAACACCAGAGCUCCUUCUCUUGCAGGUCGACACCAAGCACAGACCAACCAGAUAACAGAGGCAUUGCCUCCAGAAAUCAAGGUCAAAGAUGACCUUUCCCUCCCACCCACCAUCAACAGCUAUCCCUUCUCCUCCUUCGUUAAGUCACACUUCCAGAAGCCAGAAUUCCCUGCCCUUGGUCAGCCUCUGCAUCACCCCUUAACCCAGCUGGGCACCGAACACCACGAGAGUGCACUUGAGAUCAACAAACUGGCCCUGCAGCAGCCUGGCAGAGAUCACAUGCAGCCCCUUAGGGUUGCUGUGUUCUUGGUGAGGCACAGACCAACCACAGACCCCUGGGAUCAGAGUGAAUUGCCUGGUGAUGUAGCCUCAGAAUUCAGCAGGGCAUACAGGAAUCAGACUGCUAAGCCUUAUGUUUGCAUUUUGCGGUUCAUUGGUGACAAGAGCCUCCAUGGCUGGCAGGAGGUGCUCCUGGGCAACUACAUUGCUGGCAGAGGUUUGAGUACCACGGCUCUGCGUGACGAAAUCUUCAGCCAGGUGGUUGCCCAGGCAUGGAAGAACCCAGACGUGGAGCACAGCCAGCGAGCCUGGGUCCUGAUGGCAACUGUGCUGAGCUGCUUUGUGCCUUCACCAGCACUGGAGAAGCCCUUGCUGAAAUUUGUGUCAGACCAUGGCAUGGAGGGCUACAACGCUGUCUGCCAGCGCAAGAUCCUGACAGCAGCACAUCACACAGAGACAGGCUCUGCGUCCUCUCGGGCCUACCCUCCCACUCGGCUGGAGUGGACAGCAAACCAGAGGAGAGGGAAGAUUGUGCUGGAUGUUCAUACCUUUAAUGAGGAGGUGUUCUCAGCUGAGGUGGAGUCCUGGAUGACUGGGGAGCAGUUUGCAGCCUGGAUCCUAAAUGCAAGGGGCUGUGAUAAGAAGACUCGAGGGUGGUCUGUCUCCAUGUUAACUGGCAACACAUGGCAGGACCUGCUGGGCUGUGACUUUGUGCUGGACCUCAUUGGAGAGAUGGAGGAGACCAGCAACUUCAGCAGCGCUUCCCAGUCCCCAGCUGAGUUCCCCAUCGCUCCAGAAAGGGACAGGAGCACCUACCAGUUCUCUGACCUGGAUUCGAUCCCUCCUGCUCCAGGCAUUCAGGCCCCUUCCUUCCCACCCCCUAGCCUGCCUCCAGAAUUCAUGGAUCUCCAUCCAGAUGCAAGGAUUAGGGAUGACCUGAGGACCCCCGUAGGCCUGGACCACUAUGUGGAUGAUCUCUUCAGCCCUGUGCUGCAUCAGGGCUCCAGACUAUCAGAUUUGGAGAACAGGGACAGUCUCACUGGACGCAUGAAAGGAGGUGGGAAGAUUGGACCCACAGGGAGAGGAAUCCUUCCUUCUACAGGCUUCCCUGGAAUGGCUCAAGCACCAGUUUACCAGCCCAUGCCUUCCAUGAUGGGGGUGCCAGCAGCCAUGCCCAUGAUGCCAGGGGCUGGUGGGAUCACACCUAUGCCAGCCAUGGUUAUGCCCCAGCCCCUGGUUCCAGCUGUGGAUCCCAACCAGUUGGCAGCACAGCAGCAAGCCUUUAUCAACCAGCAAGCCAUGCUCAUGGCCCAGCAGAUGACCCUUCAGGCCAUGAGCAUUUCCCAGCAACAGCAGCAGCAGCUGCAAAAGUCUCUUGAGAAGUCAAGGCCAAGAGUCUCAAGUCCACCACAAGUCCAACCUCCAGCCACUGCCCCAAAACCCAAGAAGCCUCCCACAAGCCAGGACGCUGCAACACCACCAGAGUCUUCAGAACCACCAGCUAAGGGUUAUGACUACACAGGAGAUGAGUUCUCCAGCAGUGGAGAUGAUGACUCUCCUCGGGAAACCUUCCAGCAGAAGAGACAAUAUUUUCAGAGGAUGGGAGAGCAACACAUCCGAGUGAAGAAAGUCAGGCCUCCUACCAAAAUCUGGACUCCACCAGUAAAUCCCCAGCCAGAGCAGAAGGAGGAGAAAAAACAGGAGCAGCAGAGGAAAGAAGUGAAGCCUGUCCCCAAACCAGAGGCAGCUCCUGCUUCCCCUGUGCCAUCUCCUGAGCCAAAGCCAAUAAAGCAGACACCAAAAGUGAAGAAGGAGCCACCUGUAGUGAAGCCUUCAGGCCCCGAGUCACGUCCUGCACCGAGCCGUGAGAUCGGCAACAUCAUCAAAAUGUACCAGAGCCGACCAGCCCCUGAGCCCCAGCCCAUCGAGCCUGUAAGGGUAAACAAGCCGUUUAUAAAGAGGAAUGACCCCAAAAACGAGGCUCUGGCCAAGCUGGGAAUGAUGAAUACCUCAUCUCAUCCAUCACCAUCUCCUGUGCCACAAGAGAAGAAAGUACCUCCACCUAUCAAGCCCAAGCCAGGCUCAGCUUCCAGAUCUAUCAAGGAGAAGCAGUUGCCUCUCCUGUCCAUCUUCAAGCCAGAUGGUACCCCACCAGCACCUGAGAGCCCUCGUGCUCCCCCUCUUCCUCCACCACUGCCUUCACCUCUAAAGCCUGAGGACCAAGAAAGGCAGGAAUCCACAGGGAGGGACUCUGCUGUGACAGUAGCAGAUGAUGAUGGCAUCAAGACCCAGCUGUACAAGCUCACCACCAGUGUCAGCUUCUCCUACGUGGACCCUGCCUGGAAAAUCUUCCUGCGCAAAGAGGUGUUUUACCCCAAAGAAAAUUUCAGCCACCCUUAUUGCCUGAACUUGCUGUGUGAACAGAUCAUCCGUGACACUUUCUCCAACUCCUGCUUUCGGAUCUCCAAGGAGGAGAAGCGCAAGAUGAAAGACCUGCUGACGGAGUUCCAGGUUGGCAACGAUGUCCAGUCCAUCAAGGAGGAUGGAAUAAAGAAGAGGAUUGUACUGGCUGCUCGGGAUAACUGGGCCAACUAUUUCUCCCGCCUCUUCCCAGUUCAUGGUGAAGAGGGAAGUGAUGUGCAGGUCCUGGGUGUUUCUCACCGGGGCAUUCGGCUGCUGAAGGUGGAGAAAGCAGCUGCAUAUAAUCCUGAGCACCUCAAGAUUCUUCGCAGCUACUGCUUUGCAGAUGUGCUGUCAGUGGAGCUGAAGGGCAGCAGUGCCCUGGAGUUCUCUCUGAAGACAGAGCAGCUCCUCCUGCACUCUCUGAAGGCUCCGUGCAUCAAGGCCAUGGUGGAACUCUUCAUGCAGGAGCUGAGGCAGGACACCAACUACGUUGUUGCUCUGCGCAGCUACGUUGUGGAUGACAAGAGCCUCCUCAGCUUCAGGAAGGGCGACCUCAUUGAGCUGCUGCCCAUGCAAGACGUGGAGCCAGGCUGGCAGUUUGGCUGCACUGGUGGCCGCUGUGGUCUCUUCCCCACCGACCUGGUGCAGUUGGCUGCAGCCCCUGAUUACCUCAGCACCAACAUGGACAGACGUGCAGAGCUAUGGAAGAGAAGGAAAUCUUCCCCAGAGAGCAGAAACACCAGCAGGGAGAGUUCUGUUCCCAGCCUGACAUCAGAACCCGACAGCACCAUGUUAGUCCCUGCUGGUGAUCGUUAUACCAUGAUUGACUUCGCCACAGCCUAUUUCCGGGAGGCUCAGUCCAUGCAGGGACUGCAGGGGACGUCUGCUGAAAAGAAGAGUAUAGCUGGCCUGGUCCGGCACACCAAGGUCCCAAUCCAGAUGUCUUUGCUCUGGUACUCUGACACUGAGCUGAAUGAGCUGGCUACAAAGAACUUCCAGACGCUGAUGCGGUUCAUGGGAGAUCAGCCCAAGCACAAGGACCAGACUGAGGUUGAAUGCAUCUAUGAAAUCCUUAAGCUAUGCAAGGAGAAGGAACAUUUGCAUGAUGAGGUCUACUGCCAGGUCAUCAAACAGGUCACCCACAACCCCAACCAGGAGAGCGUGCUGCGUGGCUGGUUGGUCCUGAAUCUGCUAACUGGAUACUUCCUUCCUACUAAAACCCUGAUGCCCUAUGCCACCAAGUUCCUGCAGCUAGCCAGCAGUGAUCCAUCCAGCACCCACCAUGAUAUAGCCAAGAUCUGUCAGAGCAACCUGCGGAAGAACUUCAUGUACGGGGGCCGCCGAAACCUUCCUUUCCCUGUGGAGAUGGAGGCACUGCUGAAGGGGCACGGUGCCCGCCGGCUGGUGAUACUGAUGCCUGGAGGCAUGGACUACCUCACCAGGAUCAGGACAUUCACGGUGGCCAAGGAGCUCUUGCAGGAGAUCUGUGAGCAGAUGGGAGUAGGUGAACAGGAAGAGAUACAGGACUUUUUUCUUUUUGCUAUCAGGACUGACAACAAAAAUCUUGGUAAAACAGUGAAGCCAAUAAAACCAGAGGAGUAUCUCCACGAUUACCUGCUGGAGGACAAGAUGGUCACCGUGACUUUGCGCAGGCUCACCUGGAGGACACCUCUGCACUUCGAGAACCAAAUCUAUACAGACGUGCACUAUGGACAGGUGCUGUGGGAUUACCUGAAUGGGAGGAUGCUGCUGACCCAUAGUAAAGAAAUGGAGAUGCAGGUGGGCCUUUUGGCAAUGCUCCAGCACUGGGCCAAACCAGAGCAGCAGAACUCUGCUCCCUCCGGGGAGGAGCUGAAGAAAUACACACCAAAGACCCUGCAGCACUCUAUCAGUUCCAUGGCUCUGGAGAACCAGGUCACCACAUUGCUGAGGACAAGGCAGCCCCUCCAGCCACUGGAUGCAAAAAUCCAGUUCAUAGAACAUGUGAUGAAAUUGCCUUUCUUUGGCUACACCAUGUUCAUCGUGGAGAGAGUCAGUGAUGAGACGAUCCCUGCGCCCUGUUUCUUUGGUGUGAAUAAAGAGGAGAUCAUUGUGGUGAAUGGCAUCACCAAGGCCGUGUCCCGGGUCAUUCCCCUGAAGGAGGUGCAGAAGAUGCGCACCCUGAAGCCCAUGUUCAAAGAUGGACUUCCUGGCUUGGAGCUGAACUACGGAUCACCUGCCACCCCCAAGACCAUGUGGAUUGAACUGAAACAGGCUAAAGAACUGUACCACACACUUGUUGUCAUCCUGGACAAAACAGAGCUCCACUCCUAGAGCCCGAAAGGAGGAGAAUGACCAAGGAAAACAGCUGUGUCUCUCUUCCUUUGUACUUGAUCAGUGCUCCCUGACCUGCUUUCUAGAAAGAACAUUUCCAAAAGACAGCCAUGACCUGAGACAGCUGCUUUCUAGGGCUGCCACCACAGUGUUUGUUGACGGACUGGACCACAAUGUCACCCCUGGUGACCUGCCAUUCAGUCCUCAAGUACUUCCUUGAAGCAAUCCAUGCUGUGGAUAAACAAACCACAAGGCCCUCUCCACACCACAGUUCCAACAAAGAGCAGCUGAACCAAUGCAAGCACUUGCCUUCAAGCAAUGCAGUGUGGAAGUCCUCUUUUCUUUCUUGAAUUAAUUAACAUUAGCAAAGCCUGGUGCUUGCUAGAGAUUUGUGUGUCCCAAUGCCCAGCUGAGGCUAUGCAAUGCCUGCACUGGCUGCUGGUGUUUUCCAGAGGCCAGUUUUGUCUCUGCAUUGAUAUGCACAAGGCCCUGGAACAGGAUUGGUGAAGCAGGAGUUUACAGAAAGCACCUUCAUUGAAAAGCAGAUCAGUGUUAAUAAUACAAUUAGUGCAUAUGCUGGGGCACAGAUUGAGCUGCAACGGUACCAAAGUUUAUUGUUAAUUAAUUUCUCACUGACAUAAUUAUAUGCAUCUGCUUCCCUCUGCUAUAAAGAAGUCAGUCAUGUCCAUGCAGCUGUCAGGCUUCAAUGGUGGCUCCAUGCCCACAGAGGAAGCACAUUCAAACAGCACUUAUAUUAUAGUAGAGUGUUUUGGGUUGUACAAAAAUGCCUAAUUUAUUUUUAUUGCCCUUUAGGAAAUUGCAAUAAAGUAAUCAU
Messenger RNA from Neopelma chrysocephalum (saffron-crested tyrant-manakin), 10219 nucleotides. RefSeq names its product myosin XVB (gene MYO15B). Gene Ontology annotation, molecular function: ATP binding; cytoskeletal motor activity; protein binding. Lineage: Eukaryota; Metazoa; Chordata; Aves; Passeriformes; Pipridae. Gene Ontology annotation, cellular component: cytoskeleton; myosin complex. The transcript is spliced from 65 exons. Bases 1 to 9384 code for a protein of 3127 amino acids. The record is from RefSeq and is a predicted model, not a curated record.